Pongo pygmaeus (Bornean orangutan) is the source of this 3968-nucleotide messenger RNA. RefSeq names its product kelch like family member 23 (gene KLHL23). The transcript has 4 exons. The coding region runs from base 254 to 1930 and encodes 558 amino acids. Gene Ontology annotation, molecular function: protein binding. The record is from RefSeq and is a predicted model, not a curated record. Lineage: Eukaryota; Metazoa; Chordata; Mammalia; Primates; Hominidae.
GCUCGCCGCGCGGCCCGGCGACGGGGGAGUUCCCGUGAGUGGCCUCGCGCACAGAUCGCGCGGGGGGCUGUUCGGGUGGAGGCGGGGGAGCCGCCGGGACACCAAAAUAGGAGCUGCUUGUGGGGUGGAGCGGCACUAGCUGGCGGCCUCCGAGCGCCUCUUCCAAAGAUGGUCAGAGGGGCCGGAGGCGUCCUCGCUCCCGCUCGCUGCUAGCCCGCGGGCCAGCGCCGCGUCCCAAGCCCCGGCGGGAGCCAUGGCUCUAAAAGGACAAGAAGAUUAUAUUUAUCUUUUCAAGGAUUCAACACAUCCAGUGGAUUUUCUGGAUGCAUUCAGAACAUUUUACUUGGAUGGAUUAUUUACUGAUAUUACCCUUCAGUGUCCUUCAGGCAUAAUCUUCCACUGUCACCGAGCCGUUUUAGCUGCUUGCAGCAAUUAUUUUAAGGCAAUGUUCACAGCUGACAUGAAAGAAAAAUUUAAAAAUAAAAUAAAACUCUCUGGCAUCCACCAUGAUAUUCUGGAAGGCCUUGUAAAUUAUGCAUACACUUCCCAAAUUGAAAUAACUGAAAGAAAUGUUCAAAGCCUGCUUGAGGCAGCGGAUCUGCUACAGUUCCUUUCAGUAAAGAAGGCUUGUGAGCGGUUUUUGGUAAGGCACUUGGAUAUUGAUAAUUGUAUUGGAAUGCACUCCUUUGCAGAAUUUCAUGUGUGUCCAGAACUAGAGAAGGAAUCUCGAAGAAUUCUAUGUUCAAAGUUUAAGGAAGUGUGGCAACAAGAAGAAUUUCUGGAAAUCAGCCUUGAAAAGUUUCUCUUUAUCUUGUCCAGAAAGAAUCUCAGUGUUUGGAAAGAAGAAGCUAUCAUAGAGCCAGUUAUUAAGUGGACUGCUCAUGAUGUAGAAAAUCGAAUUGAAUGCCUCUGUAAUCUACUGAGCUAUAUCAACAUUGAUGUAGAUCCAGUGUACUUAAAAACAGCCUUAGGCCUUCAAAGAAGCUGCCUGUUCACCGAAAAUAAGAUCCGCUCCCUAAUAUACAAUGCCUUGAAUCCCAUGCAUAAAGAGAUUUCCCAGAGGUCCACAGCCACAAUGUAUAUAAUUGGAGGCUAUUACUGGCAUCCUUUAUCAGAGGUUCACAUAUGGGAUCCUUUGACAAAUGUUUGGAUUCAGGGAGCAGAAAUACCAGAUUAUACUAGGGAGAGCUAUGGUGUUACAUGUUUAGGACCCAACAUUUAUGUAACUGGGGGCUACAGGACGGAUAACAUAGAAGCUCUUGACACAGUGUGGAUCUAUAACAGUGAAAGUGAUGAAUGGACAGAAGGUUUGCCAAUGCUCAAUGCCAGGUAUUACCACUGUGCAGUCACCUUGGGUGGCUGUGUCUAUGCUUUAGGUGGUUACAGAAAAGGGGCUCCAGCAGAAGAGGCUGAGUUCUAUGAUCCUUUAAAAGAGAAAUGGAUUCCUAUUGCAAACAUGAUUAAAGGUGUGGGAAAUGCUACUGCCUGUGUCUUACACGAUGUUAUCUACGUCAUUGGUGGCCACUGUGGCUACAGAGGAAGCUGCACCUAUGACAAAGUUCAGAGCUACAAUUCCGAUAUCAACGAAUGGAGCCUCAUCACCUCCAGUCCACAUCCAGAAUAUGGAUUGUGCUCAGUUCCGUUUGAAAAUAAGCUCUAUCUAGUCGGUGGACAAACUACAAUCACAGAAUGCUAUGACCCUGAACAAAAUGAAUGGAGAGAGAUAGCUCCCAUGAUGGAAAGGAGGAUGGAGUGCGGUGCCGUCAUCAUGAAUGGAUCUAUUUAUGUCACUGGAGGAUACUCCUACUCAAAGGGAACGUAUCUUCAGAGCAUUGAGAAAUAUGAUCCAGAUCUUAAUAAGUGGGAAAUAGUGGGUAAUCUUCCCAGUGCCAUGCGGUCUCAUGGGUGUGUUUGUGUGUAUAAUGUCUGAUUGAAUCUGCAGAAAUGACCAAGCAAUCACUUUUUUGGAGUAUAGUUUAAAAGAAAAAGAAUGCAGGGUUUGAAGUUCCUUACCUGAUAAUUGUGUCUGGCACAUGAUAGGGGAUCAGUAAAUUGUAAUUCCUAACCCUACUGUACUCCCAAAUAUGGUGAUUCGUGGUCAAGAAAAGUCAUAUAUAUGUGUAUAUAUAUGUGUAUCUAUAUACGUAUAUAUAUGUGUAUAUAUAUACGUAUAUAUGUGUAUAUAUAUACGUAUAUAUGUGUAUAUAUAUACGUAUAUAUAUACACAGUUGAAUCAGUGGGAUUAAUACCUAUAAUCUCUGGUUUUCAAAGGUAAUAUGGAAUAUUUGACACUUGGUAAAAGGUGAACUACCUUUGUAGUGAAUCUUUUCCUCUUGGUAGCAUCAACACUGGGGAUAAAUCAGAACCAUUCUGUGGAAUGAAAUGUUUCUCAAGAGCCUAUAAUAUAGUAGAUAGUGCAUAUUAAGAUGUCUGGCUGAGCAUGGUGGCUCAUGCCUGUAAUCCCAGCACUUUGGGAGGCUGAGGCAGGAGGAUCACUUGAGCCUAGGAGUUGGAGACCAACCUGGUGAGACCCUGUCUCAAAAAAAAAAAAAAAAAAAAAAGAUUCCAUUUAGCUAGCAGGAAUUUGAAAUUUAAAGAGGGAAUCUUCUCUACCUCUACAAAAUCAACACUUAACACUUUUUUCACCUUCAGAAUUAUUUAGAGUGUAGAUUUACUUUGUCUAGUUUUUUCCUUUAUAGUGUAAUUUAUUGUUACUCUGUAUUUACUGACUACCAGAGAUAUACAAAAUACUGUGCAAAAGAUUGUUACUGUUCAAAGAGCUUACAAACUAAAUUUAAAAGAAUGGCAAGCCUGAAAAAUAAAUGAGAAAAUAGUCAAAUAUUUGUUUACGCUAAGGACUGUUUUUAAUUUUCAGCUUUGAUGUAAAUUGCUAGUUUAGGUGUCUUUAGUUCAAGCAUGUUAGGAAAUCCUCUUUAUUCUUAAAUAUAGAUACAUGUCUGCAUAUAUGAUUGAAUUUUAGAGCCAGAAAGCAUGUAGAGCAGUUGUGAUUAGUAGAAAAUACAUUGACAAGAAGAUAUUUGCAUUUAUUUCCCAAAGCUGCCACUAACUAGAUUUUGUGACUUAAGUCAUUUAACCUCUCCUUGAUUAGAGCUUCCUGAGCCAUGCACACUGGCACUGCAAAUCACAGACAGGCCUAGAUAUGGAUCCCCUCACCCCUUGCUACAUCCAAAGGUGGCCUGGGUGGCUGGAGCCUCUGGGCCAGAACCACCUUUGUCCAUUUUCCUCUGUGUGCCUACAGCAUCGCUUUCCAUGUGUGCCAUAACUUGGGAAUAGUUGGGAUGUGUUGCUUAACUCCUUUACACCAUUAGUUAUCUGUGAGACCAUCUAUUCCACACUCUUCAUUUUUUAAAAAGAGACAAUAAUUAUUUUUAACUUACUGAAGUUUAAAACUACCUAGCACUUCUGAUUAAAAAAAAAUUUAGAAGGAAAAUUUUAAUGCAUUUAUUUCAGAUGGCAUUUUAAAUAGAUACAACCCUUUGGAAACACAAUAUGGUACUACAUAGCAAGGGCUGUAAAAAUGACCAUAUCCUUUGCCCCAUAAAUUCUACUUCUAUACUUUUAACCUUAAAAAUAAUUCAGAAAAAAGAUAAAUGCAUGAAGAUGUUUAUGUCUGCAUUCUUCAUAAUAACAAAAAUUGGGGAAAAAAAUCUCCAUUUCAAGAAAGUGGGAUAAGAAAAAUAAUGAAGUAUUAUACUGCCAUUAAAAUAAUUAUUUGGAAGACUGUAGAAACGUGGACAUGUUUGAUAUGGUAAGUAAAAUGAGUACAAUACAAAAUAGUAUGCAUACUAUGAUUGUGACUUUGUAAAAUCUUUAUGCAUGUGGAAGGUAAUAUGCAAAACAAAUUCAUUGUGUUAGUGUAGCGGGAUAUGGAAUGACUUUAUUUAUUUAAAUCUUUUCUUUAAUAUUACUUUGUAUUUUCAAUAAAAAUAAAUCACUGUACAUAGUAA